Messenger RNA from Stomoxys calcitrans (stable fly), 776 nucleotides. It is a transcript of the gene SdhCL, whose product is annotated as succinate dehydrogenase cytochrome b560 subunit. The transcript is spliced from 2 exons. The coding region runs from base 7 to 618 and encodes 203 amino acids. Gene Ontology annotation, cellular component: membrane. Gene Ontology annotation, biological process: tricarboxylic acid cycle; mitochondrial electron transport, succinate to ubiquinone. The record is from RefSeq and is a predicted model, not a curated record. NCBI's taxonomy places the organism in Eukaryota, Metazoa, Arthropoda, Insecta, Diptera, Muscidae. Gene Ontology annotation, molecular function: electron transfer activity; succinate dehydrogenase activity.
UCCCAUAUGUCAAAAAUUCGAAAUUAUUUUAUUUGGGAUUUUCUUCGACAUUUAGAGGCAACAAUGUUUCAACGUUUACUAAACAAAAACAUCUUCAUUGUCUUUAUGAAUGGCAAAAAUUCUCUCAGAUCAUAUGCCACCUUACGAAAUUCAUCCAUCAAAAUGAAAAUAAUGGAAGCUCCUGCUAUAACACCCAAAACAUAUCAACAUAAAAACUUGGAACUAGGGCGAGCACUCUCUCCCCAUCUAACCAUCUAUAAGCCUCAAUUAACAUCGAUGAUGUCCAUAACGUUGCGUAUGACGGGCUUUGCUUUGGGUGUUGCAACAUGGGCCAUUGGCUUAACCUCAUUGUGGGGUUCGCAUAAAAUGGAAGACUAUGUGGAAAAAUUAAAAACUUUGCCAAUGAAUGAUUAUGGAUGGAUGGCGGUGAAAACUGUUUUGGGAUUUCCAUUUUCAUUUCAUUUGGUGGCGGGAGCACGUCAUUUGCUUUUUGACACCGCUCGCCUAAUGGAAAUUAAGCAAUUCUAUGCCACAGGCUAUGUGGCACUUGUGCUGUCGGGCAUUAUGGCUGUAGCCAUUGGCAUGGUGGUACCUUUGAAAGGCGAGGAGAGGCAAUAGAGGGUGAGAGGAAGAGAAAGGCUAUAAGGUAAAAUGGAAAAAUUGAAAAUUGGGAUUGAGAUUCUGCACAAUAUGUAAACAAUAAAAUUCUUAAAAUUUCGAAAAUGAAAUUCUUUAAGUAAAAAGGCAUCAAGUUCGGCCACAUUUCAUCAAAACCC